Entamoeba invadens IP1 is the source of this 318-nucleotide messenger RNA. Its product is annotated as 60S ribosomal protein L36, putative. Gene Ontology annotation, molecular function: structural constituent of ribosome. The transcript has a single exon. Gene Ontology annotation, biological process: cytoplasmic translation. Lineage: Eukaryota; Evosea; Mastigamoebida; Endamoebidae. The coding region runs from base 1 to 318 and encodes 105 amino acids. Gene Ontology annotation, cellular component: cytosolic large ribosomal subunit; ribosome. The record is from RefSeq and is a predicted model, not a curated record.
AUGGGCAGAGGAGUCGCAGUUGGAUUGAAGAAGGGAUUCCCAGUUCACAGAUUGAGCAAGCCAAGACAAAUUAGCAGACCAAUUUCAAAGACUAAAAUGCUUGUCGAAGAUGUCACCCGUGAGGCAGCCGGUUUUUCCCCAUACGAGAGACACAUGAUGGAUCUCUUGAGAAGAGGACUUGAUAAGAAAGCCCUUAAGUAUGCUAAGAAGCAACUCGGAACCCACAAGAGAGGUCUUGCCAAAAGAGAAGAACUCUCAAGAGUCCUCGAGGCAAUUAGAGUCGCUCACGCCCACCACGCCGAACAUCAGGAAAAAUAA